Molecule: messenger RNA, 489 nt
Organism: Bombyx mandarina (wild silkworm)
Lineage: Eukaryota; Metazoa; Arthropoda; Insecta; Lepidoptera; Bombycidae
Source: RefSeq, a predicted model, not a curated record
AUGAACGUUUCGAAGAUAAAAAUUCUUGUGAAAUUAAUAUUCAUAAUUUCGAAUGUAGACGCUAGGAUAUUCUGUGAAAAGAAUAAAAUGCCUUUAGAAGUCGGCGAGUGGCAUAAAGAUUACAAGCAAAUGGAUUCGGCUAUUGUCGAGAACAGUCCCGUGACUAUAAACGAGGGACAGCUGUACGUGUACGAGAAUUACUUCCCGGGACACACGAUCAAGUACAUCCACGUCGACAAUCUAGCGAUCAGAUCGUGCGGGGCCAGUGCGUCUAUCAAAAACGGCGGAGUGGGAACGUCGUCGGUACUGAUCGUGUUACACGCAGACUCCAAUCAGGAGAUCAGAUCGGUGAUCGACAUAUGGGGGGUUAAGAACUACGAGAAGACCACUCGACGAGCACUGAACCCGGAAUCGUUGAAGAACAUGAAGUCUUUGUAUUUGUUCAAGGAGUUGCGAGCUGUCAACCACAACGGCGGAUUCUGGCGAUGA